Messenger RNA from Nilaparvata lugens (brown planthopper), 4878 nucleotides. Its product is annotated as sperm flagellar protein 2-like. The transcript is spliced from 4 exons. NCBI's taxonomy places the organism in Eukaryota, Metazoa, Arthropoda, Insecta, Hemiptera, Delphacidae. The record is from RefSeq and is a predicted model, not a curated record. Bases 1 to 4878 code for a protein of 1625 amino acids.
AUGCCUCCAACUAGUACUACUAAGAAACCUACUUUCAAAAAAACCGUAAAGAAGAAACGUAUUACUCAAAAGAAAAAAACACCAACUAAAAAACCAACAAAAAAGCCACUUGCAACAACAAAAAAGUUAGCUUCUGCCAAAAAAGCUACAUUCAAGACUACCAAAAAACUUUUGAAAACAACACUUUCAUUGAAGAAAGGCACGUCUCAGCGACCAUUAACCAAACAACCGUUGAAACUGAAGGCCACUGAAAAGGGUUUAACCUCAAAACCAAAAUCGACAACAAAGGUUCCAAAAACUACAAAAGUUACAAUAAAAAGUUCAACGUUGACCACAAAGGAUUCUUAUCAUGGUCCUGUACCUGUACCAGUUCCGAUUCCCUAUCGCAUUGGCAAGAGUGAUACAAAGUACAAAACUACACUGACAAUUCCGUUUUAUGUCAUAAUGAUUUCAAUUGCUGUCAUAAUCUACGUGUUCUUCUUAGAUUUCAAACCAGGCGACAAAAAAUUCGACUGUGUUUACAAUUUGCGACAAGUUCGUGUCUGGCUUGAGGUGUUGGGUGUAAAUUUCGACGAAGAUGUGAUCGAAAAAAUUGCUGAUGGUUGUUUUUCUACUUGUGUUGCCAUACUCACUAAUUUGUACUCGUUGCUGGUGAUUGAUGGCGGGCUGCCCGUUGUUGAUUGUGAGGAAAAACAGGCUAAACUGUCAAAAAUUGUUAAGAAUUCUAGAUUUUUGGUGACAAAAGUUGAUGAGAGAGCUUUGGGUGAUAGAAUUCGCGGUAGAGGGGGAUACGAUUACAAUAGAAGGUUGUUGGAGAAUGCCGACACUAUUGAGUGGUAUAAUAAUAAACAUCCUAUUGAGAGGAAACGCUCACCAGAUGUUAAUAUGACUGAUGUUGAGAGGAGACAAGGAAUUGAUAAUAACGAUAAAUUGAAAAAUAGGAAAUCUCUUCGAAGUUUGAAGACAAAGUUGCCUAGUGUUGAUGCUGUCACAAAAUGUAUUGAAGAAUUCAGCAAUCUUCGGUUGGAGCAGUCUCUAUCUGUCGAUUCUUUAAAACUUGAAAACGAGAAUCAAUGUAAUAAAAUCGAGGAGAAAGAGAAGGUGCAGAGAACGCGGCUGAAGUGCUACCCGCGGAAAAUCGAUUUUGGGUCGGAUGAGCUGAGGGAGGAUAAGUGUUCCAGAUAUUUUACGGAAGGAUUGGGCUACUAUCAGAGUGAGAAAAAGCGUACCAACGAGUUACACUGGAGACUCUACGCUGAUAACCUAAAAUUUUGGUAUGAAAAACUGUACACAGCAUCUUUGAAAACUGUCGAGUGUAUUGUGGAUAUAGCUGUGAAGAAAUCUGAGUACCAACGACAGUAUAAAAGUGGAGUGAAGGAUUGUCUGAUGAGAGAGUGGAAGAGUUUGUUUUGUCAAAACCAACCGAUUUUCAAAGCAAAUGAAUUGGAUACAUUUGAUGUUAUGCAGGAACAAUCGGAUGUUGUUGAUGAGGUCGAGGAGCAGACAGAAUGGGUUCGUCAGGAUGUGAUCAGCAAUCAGAACAUGGACGACUAUCUGUUUCUGGAAGGCAAUUGGUCGUUGAAAAACGAGGAUGGCACUCGUUUGGAUUUGGCACCAGUUACGCGCGAAGACCAGCAGACACUCAGCUACAUUGUGUACAAGCUGUUGGAUGUGAAAUACCCCUACAUACAAAAGAUCGAACCUGCCGACCUACCUCUGUAUCCUGUGCGAGCGAUUGUAGUAGAUUUCGAUGAGUCAUUGCUGGAGAAACUCAGAUCACUGUUACACGAGCAAGGUGUUUUGUUGGUGGAUAUCAACUCGGCCAUCAAUUUCUGUGUGGAGGCGUUCGUCGACAGUGAAGAAGAGUUGAUGCAUCGGUUCACCCCGGAUCGGCAAUCAGUUGAUUUGCGAGUGGCGUCCGAAAAAACUGUUACGAUCCUAGAAAACACAACCUGUGAUGGUUUAGAUAAUGAUGUUUGUAAGCGAGUAAUAAUUAGAGAAAGCAGUGGCGUACAGACUUCGUUGUCGCACCUAGAUUUGCGGGAGUUCAAGGAGGACACCAAUGAAGCUGCGUUUGUCGGCAAAAAACUGUUGGAAAAUAUGAAGACAAGCAGUGAUAUCAAAGUGGCACUGAUCGUGGAUGCGAUUGUCGCCUAUGUGCAGAGUAAAAAGAGGGAAACAAUUAAGGGGUGGGUGAUUGUUAACUUCCCCUCGACCCUGCUCCACGCCAGUGUGUUGGAGUAUACCCUGUCGGCCAACCGGUUCCCCUACCGUUUGAAAGAGACCAUCUCGGAUACAAGCUUCGGCAGUAGUGUGUCCACCAAAGAGAGCAGUGUCACAUCUCGCUACGACGAGCUUAAGUACUCUAAACUACUCCUCAACCCCCAGAACAAUACCUACGGCAAUAGUUUGUUCACAACCUACUUCACCAGCUUUGUGCCGAUGAAGAAGUUGAGAUCGUUCCAAGGUGGGAAGAUGGCCCAGCACGCAAAACAGUCGUUCAAACCGUCCAGCCUUCGUCAAUCGGACCACAUCAACUUCGAUGUGUUACUGCAGCAACCGUCGAACUUUGGAGCACCCACUUUGGAGACAUUCUACCGCAACGAGAACAUACGCAACGAGUUUUUCUACAACUAUCUAGAUUUGGAUACACUGAACUCGUUGGUACAACUGUUGGUGACUGGGAUGUCGUCUGUCGAUGAGACUGUCCUGUCAAUCAUCGAUGGAUCUGAUAAACAAGAUAAACAAAGUGAAGAUGAUAGUAAGAGUAGUAGGUUGGCCGUGAAAAUGUCGAAUACUUCACAGGUGUACUGCGACAGUAUGACUGCGUUGAAUAGUAUGAACGAUUCGUUUCUGUUUGACUCGAACCGUCCCAGUUCGGAUUUGACGCCACAGUAUGUUGAUCUGCUCCUACAAGCGGGUCACGCCGUUUCUCUAGCCGAGCUGUGGGAGAUGAUGACUAACACCUAUCUGAACACUCUUCACGACUCUCUGUAUCUGAUGAGAGUUCACGAGAGAACUGUGGCGCCUUAUUUUCUCAUGGUUAGACAGGCUAUGGAGUCCUGCUUCACCAAACCUGACAAUCGUCAAGAGUUGGUUACAAAGUUGUUGAACGAUUACAACAGUAUUAAUCUGGCAUUACUUCUAGAGGACGAUGUGAUACUGGAAGCCCACCGUCGCACUUCUGUUCUGGAGAGGACACUCACCGAGUUGAGUGAUGAUAAAAGGAGGAAUGCUCUUGAGGUUAGGGAGAAACUGAUUGCACAGGAAUGGGACAGGCAUCACUUGUCAGCAAUGAGUGAAGGGUUUUUGGUUGUAUUGCAAGCUGAGGCCACCCGGUUUACCAGGACCCUGGAACUCCUUCAGGACUAUUACUUGUUAGGGUUGAAUGUUCCUCUCAAACUAACCAACGCUGUACAUCCUAUCAAUGUGGAUAACAAGGAUGGCUCCACUGAAAAACUAUUCCUCGAUGGUAAGGUGACUUUCAAAUCAAUUAUUGAAGAGAAGGUGAAAUAUGUGCUGGUGAACAUGUUCAGAGCGAGAGAGGCAUGUGAAGCGGUGAUGAUAGCUACCGAGAGUCAGCUGCUUGCUGAAGAAAGGAAAAGGUUGGAUAAUGCAGUGAAGGAGGUGAGAGCUAUGAGUGCAAAAGAUAAGAGAAAGUCCAAGACGAAGAAACUUGAUGAAGAUAAGAUGAUCUCGGAUAAAACGUUGGAGCUGCAGAUGGAGUCCGAGAAAAACUGUCAGAGUAUUAAAAAAGUAUUCCAUGAAUGGUUGGAUGCAUUGCGUGUAGAAACAAAGCGAGCUCAUUUCAGGGUAGAGUUGUUGAAGGUGAAAGCUGUCAAUUAUAUUUUGGAGUUUGAAAAACAGUUUCGGGAAAUUUUCAGUGAGUUUUUGGAGGAAUCUGAGAGGAUUCAUUGUGAGGAGGCAGAGUGUGUGCGCAAAAUUCGCAAACUGUUUGGAACGGCAAUCGAGGAGAAAACUCAUAUUCUAGCGGAAGUUUAUUAUAAUCACACAGAUUUCUAUGUUAGGAUACUCACACCUGAGGUGGAACCAGAUCCGGAACCUUUACCUCCAAUUCUAGAAGUGGAUUAUGAGAGUACAGAGUUAUCUCUGGCGCAGCUGGAGGUACUCUAUUUGAGGUUUUCAAUGUUGGCCCCGGACGGCCUCAUCCCCAAACAGAUCCUAAUAGAGUUCUUCAAAGACGUGAGUCGCACCGCGUAUCGGGGAACAUGGUUCUGGGACCGUUUAACAACGGCUAAACUGAACAAAAUGUUCAACACGCUGUUCGGCGAGUCGGAAAUGUGUGACUGGCGCGAUUUGAUAGUGAUAUCGCUUGAAAUGGAUUUUCCCACCGCCGAGGAUAUCCUUGAUGCCAAACUACAGUUCGCUGCUCUCGAUAAAAACAAUCUGGAAGUUGUCAGCUUGGACAGUUUCAUGGAAACCACAUUAUGGUUCGAGAGAGAACUCCCCAAAAGUCCCAAACACAAUUUGUUCUUAAUCUUGGUGAAACGGUUCCUGGCUAAGUUGUUCCAAAACGGAGACGAGCAAGUCAACUAUUCGGCUCUGUUGUUGGCGUUUUGUAAAGAUUUGGAUCCGAUCGUGGGUUUCGGUAAGGCUUUGACAUACAUUUUGGGACGGUGUGUGAUUGUGUACAAACAGGACGAGUAUCUGGAACAGAUGUACACCGAUCAUAUCGACACUGGGCGUAAGAUAACCGAAAUGAUCGUUGAUGAAAUGGUUAGUGAUGUUGUUGAAGCUGUUGAGAUUGAAAGAGAAUUUGGAAACGAUUUAUCUCUACGCUUCAAAGAUGAAGACGAUGAAGAAAACAGAGACAAAUCAAACAACAACUCUGACGAAAUAUUUUUCGACCGCAAAUGA